Molecule: messenger RNA, 2373 nt
Organism: Exaiptasia diaphana
Lineage: Eukaryota; Metazoa; Cnidaria; Anthozoa; Actiniaria; Aiptasiidae
Exons: 13
Coding region: 123-2033 (636 amino acids)
Biological process (GO): calcium ion import across plasma membrane
Cellular component (GO): membrane
Molecular function (GO): calcium channel activity
Source: RefSeq, a predicted model, not a curated record
AUUCAGUGUUUCUAGAGUUCAACAGCUGUGAGAAAAUUCCUUAUAGCAUCUCAAUCUUAGUUGAGAAUAAAUCUAAAUUAAUUCGGUGUACUGGCAGACUGUAGUUAACACACAGCRAAGGAAUGAMUWCAAGUCARCCCGGUUCGUACGUCGCUCUGGAAAUGACAGAACGAACAAGAACGGUCAGCGAAGGCAGCGCCAAAGGAAGGCACGAGGAGACGGACGAAAUUGGUGGUGACUUAAAUGAGCUUUUUUGGAUGAAAGUAAGAAACAAGUACAAUGACUCAGAAAUAUCUUGGAAUCAUGCCAUGGAUGAAGUUCGCGUCGAGCGGUUGAUAGAAAGAUAUGAAAACAGUGGUAACAAACUCUCAGAAGCCCCACUUCUUGUCAUGUUGAAAGGAUGGACAGCUGGUAGAAAAUAUAGAGAUAAUCCAUGCCUUAGAGCAGCCUUGGAACACCUAGUAAGAAACAAGUACAAUGACUCAGAAAUAUCUUGGAAUCAUGCCAUGGAUGAAGUUCGCGUCGAGCGGUUGAUAGAAAGAUAUGAAAACAGUGGUAACAAACUCUCAGAAGCCCCACUUCUUGUCAUGUUGAAAGGAUGGACAGCUGGUAGAAAAUAUAGAGAUAAUCCAUGCCUUAGAGCAGCCUUGGAACACCUAAUAAAUCGCCUUGCAAAAAUUAUCCUUGAGAAAGAAACAGGAGUAGAUUAUAAGUACUUCCGUGACAAAGAUGAUCCACAACACAAGACCCUGUUACAUAUUGCAGCAGAGCUGAACUAUGUUAGUGUAUGUAGGACCUUACUGGACCAUUAUCCUGGAUUGCUGUACAUAACCUCCAAGGUGCACAGUGUCCAUAGAAGGUACCUACCUGUGGAGCUUGCGUUGAUUAAAGAAAACGAUGCAACUGCUGCUUUUUUGAUCAGUAGAAUGAAGCAUGAAAGAGUCCAGCAAUUGUUUUUAUGCGAAGACCAGGAAAAUCCKGGUAAUUUCAGCUUCAAAAGAGUUAUCGAGAGCCCAUAUAUGAAGAAAACUGUCRUUGCCGUUUUAAACUGUAUGGUCACACCACACUGGCCAUACCUUCCUGAACGCAAAAGCAGCUAUGAUUCUCGGGAAGAGGAKGAAAACAUCGAGCAUGCGUGGAACAGUACACCAGAGGAACCAAUGAGCUACCAGUUUUAUUACCAAAUUCUUGACGGAGACGAGUGGGGACGAUUGCCGAAUGUCCCCGACCCUGACAACGAUAAAAAGUUAAUUCAAAACAGUCACUUUAACUGGAAGAGCAAGUCGUGCUUGUAUUCCAUCGCAUUUAGUGACAAUAAGGAAGCUAUACAGCACCCCGUAGUUCGUUUGUUGGUCAAGAAAAAGUGGAAAGAAUAUGCGUUUACGUGGUUUUGUGCUACUGGUGGAUUUUACCUGGUUUUUCUCUUAUUAUUAUCAUAUGCUCUUCUGUAUGGAUGUACACGUGAUGACCCCACCCAGUACAGCGGUGGACCUGAUUUACUAAGACAAACCUGUGAAAUAUGCGUUUUUGUCAUGGUGAUUGUAUACAUCGCGGAGGAAAUCAAUCAGCUUGAAAAGGAGAGGUUGUAUUAUUUCUUNCGAACUUUUUCAUGUCCACUUAAACAGUCCUCUUUAGAUUACUACUUAKUAAGUCAGUAUGUUAUGGUCUUACUGUAUAGUGGUUUCCAAAUGGUGAUGCUAGCUGGAGUACGUGCACUCGUUGAACAGCAGGCUGUUGCAGACGACUACGCUAAAUUCAAGUGGCUUCCAGUUCUCGUAGUGAUAAGUUAUAUGGCUGCUGUUGUUGUCAUUCUACUCAAUGUCCUCAUCGCUCAGCUCAGCUCUACAUAUUCCGAGGCGAAGAAAAUGGCGCGCCUACAAUACGAUUUGUCGUUAUGUUUUAUUGCAGAAUUGCUGGAAUACAGUGAAGAUCGCCAUCCGUUGGAAACUAUUGAGGAUAAACUAGAUGCAAUAAGAGCAAUGAUGAAGAAAAUCAUCAAAAAGAUCCCACUWACCCUUGCUAAGAGCGCGUGACAGCCGUUCAUAGAUCAAGUAACAGUUGCUGGUUGCGUGACGCGAUUCUGGCAUGAAUAAAUACGUUAUUCUGUCAAUCAUCUCUAAAUCACAAUGCAUCUUCUUCCAGUAAUAUUCGCUAAAUAAGAGAGAAACGACAGGAGAGGAGUAACAUCAUUUCAUACCAUUGCUGGUGUGGCAUUAAAGCGACAAAGCGUGACAUAGAAGUGACAGAGCAUGCGUGACAUUUCGAGAUGACAGCAUGCAUGACAUUUUAACUGUAACAUAGCACGUCAAUUUUAUCAUAACAUACUCCAGUAAAUUAUCACUAGGCAAUUUUAAUAAAUACUAUUAAAAUAUU